AUGCAUGACCAAUAUCCGAAUACUGAUGAUGCGCAUCGCGAUGGGGAGCAGAAAGCGACACCACCGAAAACGAUUGUGUUUGUGAACACGAGAAGGAAGUGUAGUGUGAUCGCGUGUUUCUUAUCAUUGUACGGUUUCAAAGCAUAUCCCGUGCACAGUGGUUUGACACAGAUUCUGAGACAUCAAGGUUUGAAGGCGUUCGAGUCGGAUGAUUGCCAUAUCCUGGUGGCAACAGACGCUUUAGCGCGUGGAAUGGAUUUCAAAGAUAUAUAUCAUGUGAUCAAUUACGAUGUACCAAAUUUCCGAUCUUGGGCAUCCUACAUUCAUCGUGUUGGGAGGACUGGCCGACUCGGUAAUCGCGGACUUGCAACCACAUUCUAUUCACCUGACCAUGACAGUAAUAUGGCACCGUUCCUCUAUCAGGUAUUUGAUUGA
Messenger RNA from Anisakis simplex (herring worm), 435 nucleotides. Lineage: Eukaryota; Metazoa; Nematoda; Chromadorea; Rhabditida; Anisakidae. The record is from the annotation of a GenBank genome assembly.